Peronospora matthiolae is the source of this 243-nucleotide messenger RNA. Lineage: Eukaryota; Oomycota; Peronosporomycetes; Peronosporales; Peronosporaceae. The record is from the annotation of a GenBank genome assembly.
AUGUCUUCGCCACGCUCCGACAGCCACAUGUUAUCCAAGGCAGAUCUUCGCUCUGCUUUCGUCAGUUUGGCUCGCUGGAACAUGUUCAACAAGCGACAUGAGAACCCCAAAGACCUCCAAGUCGAGAAAGAUGCGGACUCGGGUCUCGGUUUCAAGAUUGAAACCUGCGAAACCGCAGCAGUGUUUGGAAGACUACCGUUGAAAUCUACUCGUGACGCAGUGACGUGGAGAGGCACGCGGUAG